Molecule: messenger RNA, 6506 nt
Organism: Seriola dumerili (greater amberjack)
Lineage: Eukaryota; Metazoa; Chordata; Actinopteri; Carangiformes; Carangidae
Gene: atp2b2
Product: ATPase plasma membrane Ca2+ transporting 2
Exons: 22
Coding region: 886-4662 (1258 amino acids)
Biological process (GO): calcium ion transmembrane transport; regulation of cytosolic calcium ion concentration
Cellular component (GO): intracellular membrane-bounded organelle; postsynaptic density membrane
Molecular function (GO): ATP binding; PDZ domain binding; P-type calcium transporter activity
Source: RefSeq, a predicted model, not a curated record
UCUCUCUCCCUCCCUCUCCCUCUCUCUGUCUCUCCGUCAGUCGGUGUGUCCUCAGAAUGAGGUUAGCAGCACCAGUAGCAACAGCAGCAGUAGAUCGAGACAGCAGAGCCACAGUCACUGCAGCAGCCAGGAGAGGCUGUUCUUCAGCUGUGCAGCAUCUACCGCUGCAUUCACCCCUGCCCUGAGAACGCAACACUCAUCCUUGUGCUCUCUCUGUGUCUCUCCCUCCUCCUCCUUCACCUUCUUUGAAUUCAUCUCGUGAAUUCGACUCUCUCUCUCUCUCUCUCUCUCUCUCUCUCUCUCUCUCUCUCUCUCCCCCUCUCUCUCUCUGUAGCAGUGAUGGGGAAGACCACCAUGUAGAGACAGAGAGGCAGCGGAGGCAACAGAAUAGCAGCAAUGGGAAGCCACACAUGGAGCGGGUCUGGACUGCAGCCGUGGUGAGCCUGAGACUAACAGGACUUGCAACCACCAUCAUUGCCCUUCUCAGGACCUGACCACUGGGGCUGUCCAACGCUCACCUGGAUGCUCCCCACUUGUGUUUCAUCAUCCCCUCCUCUCCUUGCUCUCUGCUGCUAUUUCUCCUCUUCUGUUUCUUCUCUUUGAUGGUUUUUAGUCUGCUGAUAUCUGACAGUCCUCUCCUGAAACAGAGAAGCUGCUCAUUGAUUUAUCCCCUUGGAUUUUUUUCCCCUUUUUAAUCUCUCUGUCUGCCUACUUCACCUACAAGUGGCAUUCUUUUUUUCCCCUUUUUUGGUUGUUGUUGCCUGCUUGAUACCUAUUUUGGAAUUUUUUGGAUGAGACUGAGCUCACCUCUCUCUUGUGCAAGCUUUUUGAUUGAUCUAUAAGCAAUAACAAACACUAAUCUAACUGACUUGACUAGCUGACAUCAUGGGGGACAUGUCCAACAGCGAUUUUUAUGCCAAGAACCAAAGAAACGAGGGCAACCAUGCGGCAGGCUUCGGCUGCUCGGUCAUGGAUCUGCGCUCGUUGAUGGAGCUGCGUGGCACAGAGGCGGUGGUCAAGCUCCAGGAGGACUACGGGGGCGUAGAGGGACUGUGCAAACGACUGAAAACCUCACCCACAGAAGGUCUUGCAGGUGCCCAGCCUGACCUGGACAAGAGAAAAGAAAUAUUUGGGAAAAACCUGAUACCUCCAAAGAAGCCAAAAACCUUCCUGCAGCUGGUAUGGGAGGCUCUGCAGGAUGUCACCCUCAUCAUCCUUGAGCUCGCCGCACUGAUCUCCCUCGGCCUUUCCUUCUACCACCCCCCUGGAGAGAGCGGCGGAGGAGAGUCCUGUGGCGCGGCAGGGGGCGGGGUGGAGGAUGAGGGCGAGGCAGAUGCUGGCUGGAUCGAAGGUGCAGCCAUCCUGUUGUCUGUGGUGUGUGUGGUGCUGGUUACGGCCUUCAAUGACUGGUCGAAGGAGAAGCAGUUCCGUGGGCUGCAGAACCGCAUCGAGCAGGAGCAGAAAUUCCAGGUGGUCCGUGGUAGUCAGGUCAUACAGCUGCCCGUGUCUGACAUAGCGGUGGGGGAUAUCGCACAGAUUAAAUACGGUGAUCUGCUUCCUGCUGAUGGAGUGUUGAUCCAGGGCAAUGACCUCAAGAUUGAUGAGUCAUCACUGACCGGAGAGUCCGACCACGUCAGGAAGUCUGCAGACAAGGACCCCAUGCUGUUAUCUGGGACUCAUGUGAUGGAGGGGUCAGGGCGCAUGGUGGUGACUGCUGUCGGUGUCAACUCCCAGACCGGAAUCAUCUUCACCCUGCUGGGGGCCGGCACAGAAGAAGAAGAGAAGAAAGAAAAGAAAGGAGGGGCAGUGGAAGACGGACACCAGAAUACAGACUGCUCCCAUCCCCCUAUCCACCCUAUCGCAACUAUAGCCACGGAUGGGGCUGCAGGCAUUAAUGCCCCUGGCAGUGCCAGCCUAAUUAAUGGUAAAAUGCAAGAUGGCAAUAUGGAGAGCAACCAGAUUAAAGUAAAGAAGCAGGAUGGAGCAGCUGCCAUGGAGAUGCAGCCUCUAAAGAGCGCUGAAGGCGGAGAGGCCGACGAAAAAGAGAGGAAGAAGGUGUCCACUUCGAAGAAAGAGAAAUCUGUGCUGCAAGGGAAGCUGACCAAACUGGCUGUCCAGAUUGGCAAAGCAGGUUUGCUCAUGUCGGCCAUCACUGUCAUCAUCCUGGUCCUGUAUUUUGCCAUUGACACCUUUGUGAUGCAGAAGCGCCCUUGGAUGCCAGAGUGCACUCCCAUCUACAUUCAGUACUUUGUCAAGUUCUUCAUCAUCGGUGUGACUGUGUUGGUGGUGGCCGUGCCAGAGGGGCUGCCUCUGGCUGUCACCAUUUCCCUGGCAUAUUCUGUCAAGAAAAUGAUGAAAGACAACAACCUGGUUCGUCACUUGGAUGCAUGUGAAACGAUGGGCAAUGCUACCGCUAUCUGCUCUGACAAGACAGGCACGCUAACGACCAACCGCAUGACGGCUGUGCAGUGUUACGUCGGGGAUGUGCACUACAAAGAAAUCCCGGAUCCUGGAGCCCUGCCACCCAAAUCACUGGAGUUACUGAUCAAUUCCAUCUCCAUCAACAGCGCCUAUACCACCAAGAUACUGCCCCCAGAUAAGGAAGGCGGUCUGCCAAAGCAGGUGGGCAACAAGACAGAGUGCGGCCUGCUGGGAUUGGUUUUGGACCUGAAGCGGGAUUACCAGCCAAUAAGAAACCAGAUCCCAGAGGAGAAGCUUUACAAAGUCUACACCUUCAACUCUGUCAGGAAGUCCAUGAGCACCGUCAUCAAAUUGCCUGAUGGGAGCUUCCGCAUGUAUAGCAAAGGAGCCUCUGAGAUCGUCCUCAAAAAAUGCAGCCAUAUUCUGAACGAGGUGGGAGAGUCGAGGGUUUUCCGUCCACGGGACAAGGACGAGAUGGUGAAGAAGGUGAUUGAGCCCAUGGCAUGUGAUGGCCUGAGGACCAUCUGUGUGGCAUACCGUGACUUCUCCAGUGAUCCUGAGCCAAACUGGGAAGAUGAGAACAACAUCCUUAGUGACCUCACAGCCAUCUGUGUCGUUGGGAUAGAGGACCCUGUCAGGCCAGAGGUGCCUGAUGCCAUCCAGAAGUGCCAGCGUGCAGGCAUCACGGUGCGCAUGGUGACGGGAGACAACAUAAACACAGCCAGGGCCAUAGCCAUCAAGUGUGGUAUCAUCCACCCUGGAGAAGACUUCCUCUGCAUUGACGGCAAAGAGUUCAACAGGAGGAUCCGCAAUGAGAAAGGAGAGGUGGAGCAAGAGCGAAUUGACAAGGUUUGGCCCAAACUCCGAGUUCUGGCCAGAUCCUCCCCAACCGACAAACACACACUCGUCAAAGGAAUUAUUGACAGCACUAUGGCAGAUCAGAGGCAGGUGGUGGCUGUGACUGGAGACGGGACCAAUGAUGGACCUGCUCUAAAGAAAGCUGAUGUUGGCUUCGCCAUGGGUAUUGCCGGUACAGAUGUGGCCAAGGAGGCAUCAGACAUCAUUCUGACUGAUGAUAACUUCAGCAGCAUCGUCAAGGCGGUAAUGUGGGGCCGAAACGUUUACGACAGCAUUUCCAAGUUCCUUCAGUUCCAGCUUACUGUCAACGUUGUGGCCGUCAUAGUGGCUUUCACUGGCGCCUGCAUCACACAGGACUCUCCCCUGAAGGCAGUGCAGAUGUUGUGGGUAAACCUGAUCAUGGAUACUUUUGCCUCCCUGGCCUUGGCAACAGAGCCUCCCACAGAGUCUCUGCUGAGGAGGAAGCCAUAUGGUCGCAACAAGCCUCUCAUCUCCAGCACCAUGACAAAGAACAUCCUCGGACACGGAGUCUAUCAGCUCGUUAUCAUCUUCACACUGCUCUUUGUUGGCGAACAAAUCUUUGACAUUGACAGCGGCCGUAACGCACCUCUCCACUCUCCUCCAUCUGAGCACUAUACCAUCAUCUUCAACACCUUCGUCAUGAUGCAGCUCUUUAACGAGAUAAAUGCUCGAAAAAUCCACGGAGAGCGAAACGUGUUUGAUGGUAUCUUCAGGAACCCCAUCUUCUGCUCUAUUGUUUUUGGCACCUUUGCUGUGCAGAUUGUGAUUGUGCAGUUUGGGGGGAAGCCAUUCAGCUGUCAACCUCUGGACCUGGAAAAGUGGAUGUGGUGUGUUUUCCUCGGGCUGGGAGAGCUCGUCUGGGGGCAGGUCAUUGCCACCAUACCCAAUAGCAGGUUGCGCUUCCUGCGGAGGGCUGGCCAGCUAACUCAGAAAGAUGAGUUACCAGAGGAGGAUGUAAACGAAGAAAAUGAGGAGAUCGACCACGCAGAGAGGGAGCUGAGGAGAGGGCAGAUACUGUGGUUCAGAGGACUCAACCGCAUUCAGACUCAGAUCCGCGUUGUGAAUGCAUUCCGUAGUUCCCUCUAUGAAGGCCUGGAAAAACCAGACUCCAGAACAUCCAUCCACAACUUCAUGACACACCCUGAGUUUAGGAUAGAAGACUCCACGCCCAACAUCCCCCUCAUCGACGACACGGAUGAAGAUUCUGCUCGGAGGAGGAGGAAGUACUCCAGCCAGCCCUCGUCCCCCAACAAGAACAACAACGCCAUCGACAGUGGCAUUAAUCUCACCAUCGACACCAGUAAAUCAGCCGCUUCCUCCAGCCCCGCCAGCCCUCUGCACAGCUUGGAGACCAGCCUCUAACCCUGAUCCUAACCUCAGUUCUAACCUCUAACCUCCUUCCCUUGCAAUCUGGGUGUGCCUCCUCCAAUUCCCUCCAGACCUAUAACUGCAACCUUAUACCUUGUCAACCCCGAAAAUUUCACCCAGUCCAGCUGAAUUCUUAUCCUCCAGCCUCCCCAAUUUACCACCUACACAGGACAGGUCCUGUGGCAACAUGUCCAUCUUUGCCCCUUAACCUUGAGCUCCUAAAGCUCCACUUUCCAAUCGACAUGGAGAAAAUCUAAAGUAAUACUGCAAGGUGAAAAGAAAAACAAACUGACAUACAAUCAAAAAAGCGCAACAAAGCCACAAAUCCUACACAGCCAUCCUGCUUUUAUGGUUGUAUGUGUAUGGUGGCGGCAGCGGUGGUGUGUAUGACUAUAUGUGUGUUAGCAUGUACUGUCUAAGCGUGCCGCUGAAUGCACAUAUGUAUAAACUGUGUCUUUAGUGGCACCAGGAGGAGGACAAUAAGGAGAGACACUGCUGUGGAGUAAAAAUUGCAAAACAGGACGGACUCUAAAACUCCCCUUACACUCCCUCUCCUCAACAAUAACAUUGUCAAUACUGAUGAUAGUUUAAAUUCAAUUGAAAAACAUUGUUAUUAUUCUGAUUCUGAUUCUGAUUAUUAUUGUUAUUAUUGUUGCUCCUGCAUGAAUGUACAUUACCCAAGUUUUAUUUAAAAGGGUUUUAAUUUUAUUGAAGUUCUUUCGUUCUGAUGGGCUAGGCCUCACGCUGAACUACUAAGUUAAAGACAGCUUCUCUGAGUUCCUGGCCUGCAAAGUUCCUUCCUCUGUGUGGCAUGAACAUGUACCCGACUGUAAAAAUUUAUUUCAUCCAUAAACGGAAACGUGUGACGAGGUGGUAGGGCUCAACUUGCACAGUAGUUUUGCACCUGUCAGAAAAGAGGAACACAAAGUAAUGUUGAUGAUGAUAGCAUUUAUGGGAUAUAUUCUAUAAAUAUAAAUUCAUAUAAAUAUAUUUAGAGAGAGUUUAUCUUUGUUUGUUGGCAUGUUGCCUUGUUCCUGCUUCAAUGGCUCAAAAUACUUUGACUUAUUUAUGUCUUAAAGAGAAUGUAAUUUGUUUACAACCUCGUAGAGAUAAACUUCCUGGUUUCUAGAAAGAGGGAGGCGAAGCUGAAACUCAGAAGGUCCAGAGCUGUGUUGGUGUGUUAUUACUGAAAAACCAUUUGCUGGAAUUUGCCUGCUAUCUUGUCAAAUAUUGUAGAUAUUUUUAGAGGAUGAACAAACAAAAAGAAACCAAAAUAUGGUGGGAUACAUAGUAAAUGUGGAAUCUUAGUAUUACUCUAUAUGAUUGUUGGGAUCAAUUUGGAGUGGCUUGCCUUUGGUUUUUCUAAACAGAGUCCUCCUUUUCGUGACAGAGGGGGAAUAUUUCAUUCUUUUUUUUCUCUACUACUUCUCUUUUUUUUUUUAUUGUGUUUUUUGUUUUUUUCUGUGCUUCAGCGCUGGCCUGAGCUCAGUGCUCAAGUCAAAGGCUGAUGUCAGGACCUUAACAGUGAACUGUCUUCUAGAUAAACCUUGCUUGUUCGAAGGACUUGAUGUUUUAAAAAUAUGUGUGACCAUCAAAUGGCUGCAAUCGAGUCAUAUUAGAAACUUACAAAGUUAUAUUUGGCUUAUCUGUACCGCACGGAAAUCAGACUUUUUGUUCUAUUUUGUUAAAAUUUGGAAUAUAUUGUGCUGUUAUUUUUUAUUUAAUUUUGAUUUAUUUUGGUUUAAAAGAGUUUCUUUUCCUCUAGCAGAGAGACACAUGCAAAAGCUGUUGGCAUUUUUAACAUCUGAAAAAAAUGGAAAAACUGACAAAAAAAAAAA